UCACACUUACUUGAAGUAUAUUGCAUGUACAAUUGUGUUCAAGUUUAAAAUACACAGCCACUACUUUCUUGGUUAAUUCUGGUCGGCGACAAUCUCGUUGAUGGCAUCACGCAGUUGGCGAAGCAACGAGCGAGAGUCGUGGCGACGAAAGUGGCGGCGACGGCGCCCGGCAUCUUCCAACAACGUGUUAAGGUGCUCGUUAUAUCGGUGCACUUUGUGCUUUCCUUCGUCCAGAAGUUCUGCCUUGAUAAGCCCCCCCCUCGUGUGCCCUUUGCCUCGGUGCUUGGCAGUCCCCAUGAACACACUGUCGUCAGUGUCGUGCCAGGGGUCGAUUGGCUUUACGUCAUCUUCUUCUUCCUCGUCGGCCGACUCCAGGAGGAGGGUGUCGAGGGUGUCGGGGUCUUGACCCGUCGCGAGUACACCGUCCGAUUCAGAGUACACUGCCCACUGGAGCUGAUGGUCGUCGUGGUUGCUGUGGCUUUGCACAGCAUCCGUCAAUUGUCCGUUGGAGAUGAUUUGCAUGCCGCCGUCGAGAGAUCCUAGAAGCGAGUCGACGUAGUCGGGCUCGGUCAACUCAGAGCGAAACGGGGGACUGUUGUCUCCGUUGAAGGCUUCGAUGCCAUCUUGUAGCUCGGUUCGAGUGGACGAAUGAUGUUGUUGGGCCACGGGCGACGGGUGCGUCGUGCGGUGGCUAGAUUGAGAAGCAGCCGAAUGAGCAGUAGCAGUGUCGUGCUUGUGAUGGUUGAUCAACCAUUGGCGAUCGGCGGACGCAGUGCUGGCGGCGCAAAGUGCAACAACGAACGCAAGUUUCAUGGCAAAUUGGAAAAUGCAUGUAGAAGUGGGAGCUUGACAAAUG
This is a messenger RNA of Aphanomyces astaci, 856 nucleotides long. RefSeq lists its product as hypothetical. The coding region runs from base 101 to 406 and encodes 101 amino acids. The transcript has a single exon. Lineage: Eukaryota; Oomycota; Saprolegniomycetes; Saprolegniales; Verrucalvaceae. The record is from RefSeq and is a predicted model, not a curated record.